Messenger RNA from Chrysochloris asiatica (Cape golden mole), 2767 nucleotides. RefSeq names its product MAP/microtubule affinity-regulating kinase 3 (gene MARK3). Gene Ontology annotation, cellular component: cytoplasm; plasma membrane. Lineage: Eukaryota; Metazoa; Chordata; Mammalia; Afrosoricida; Chrysochloridae. The transcript has 17 exons. Gene Ontology annotation, molecular function: ATP binding; protein serine/threonine kinase activity. Gene Ontology annotation, biological process: protein phosphorylation; intracellular signal transduction. The record is from RefSeq and is a predicted model, not a curated record. The coding region runs from base 262 to 2205 and encodes 647 amino acids.
UCACAUGGAGAUGGGCGUCAAGAAGUUACCUCGCGAGGUGGGCGCUCCGGAGCCCGGUGUAGAAACUCUAUAGCUUCCUGUGCAGAUGAACAGCCGCACAUUGGAAACUACAGACUGUUGAAAACAAUUGGCAAGGGGAAUUUUGCAAAAGUGAAGUUGGCAAGACAUAUCCUUACAGGCCGAGAGGUCGCUAUAAAAAUAAUUGACAAAACUCAGUUGAAUCCAACAAGUCUACAAAAGCUCUUCAGAGAAGUAAGAAUAAUGAAGAUUUUAAACCAUCCAAAUAUAGUGAAACUAUUUGAAGUCAUUGAAACGGAAAAAACCCUCUACCUAAUCAUGGAAUAUGCAAGUGGAGGUGAAGUGUUUGACUAUUUGGUUGCACAUGGAAGAAUGAAGGAGAAAGAAGCAAGAGCUAAAUUUAGACAGAUCGUGUCUGCGGUGCAGUACUGCCACCAGAAGCAUAUCGUUCACAGAGACCUCAAGGCUGAAAAUCUAUUGUUAGAUGCUGAUAUGAACAUUAAAAUAGCAGACUUUGGUUUUAGCAAUGAAUUUACUGUUGGCAGUAAACUGGACACGUUUUGUGGCAGUCCUCCAUAUGCGGCCCCAGAGCUCUUCCAGGGCAAGAAAUACGACGGGCCCGAAGUGGACGUGUGGAGCCUGGGUGUCAUUCUCUACACACUAGUCAGCGGGUCACUUCCUUUCGAUGGACAGAACCUAAAGGAACUGAGAGAACGAGUAUUAAGAGGAAAGUACAGGAUCCCUUUCUACAUGUCCACAGACUGUGAAAACCUGCUCCGACGUUUCCUGGUGCUAAAUCCAGUCAAACGAGGCACGCUAGAGCAAAUCAUGAAGGACCGAUGGAUUAAUGCAGGGCAUGAGGAAGAUGAACUGAAACCAUUUGUUGAACCAGAACUAGACAUCUCGGACCAGAAGAGAAUAGAUAUUAUGGUGGGAAUGGGAUAUUCACAAGAAGAAAUUCAAGAAUCUCUUAGUAAAAUGAAAUAUGAUGAAGUCACAGCAACCUAUUUGUUGUUGGGGAGAAAAUCUUCAGAGCUGGAUGCUAGUGAUUCCAGUUCUAGCAGCAAUCUCUCACUUGCUAAGGUUAGGCCGAGCAGUGACCUCAACAACAGCACUGGCCAGUCUCCUCACCACAAGGUUCAGAGAAGUAUCUCCUCCAGCCAGAAGCAGAGGCGCUACAGUGACCAUGCUGGACCCGCUAUUCCUUCUGUUGUGGUAUAUCCCAAAAGGAGCCAGACCAGCGCCGCAGAUAGUGACCUCAAAGAAGAUGGGAUCCCCAGCCGGAAGUCUGGUGGCAGUGCUGCUGGAGGGAAGGGGAUUGCUCCAGCCAGCCCUAUGCUCGGGAAUGCCAGUAACCCCAACAAGGCAGACAUCCCUGAGCGCAAGAAGAGCUCCACAGCCCCCAGUAGUAACACAGCAUCUGGAGGAAUGACACGGCGAAAUACUUACGUAUGCAGUGAGAGAACAACAGCCGAUAGACAUUCGGUCAUUCAGAAUGGCAAAGAAAACAGCACCCUUCCUGAUCAGAGCGCUCCCGUUGCGUCAACGCACAGUGUUAGCAGUGCCGUCACCCCUGAGCGAAUCCGCUUCCCCAGAGGAACUGCCAGCCGCAGCACUUUCCAUGGGCAGCCCCGGGAACGGCGGACAGCCACGUAUAACGGCCCACCUGCAUCACCCAGCCUGUCCCACGAAGCCACACCCCUGUCCCAGACUCGAAGCCGGGGCUCCACGAACCUUUUUAGUAAAUUAACUUCAAAACUCACACGGAGAAACAUGUCAUUCAGGUUUAUCAAAAGGCUUCCAACUGAAUAUGAGAGGAACGGGAGAUAUGAGGGCUCAAGUCGAAAUGUGUCUGCCGAGCAGAAGGAUGAGAACAAAGAAGCCAAGCCUCGCUCCCUGCGCUUCACCUGGAGCAUGAAGACCACCAGCUCCAUGGACCCCGGUGACAUGAUGCGGGAGAUCCGCAAGGUCCUGGACGCCAACAGCUGUGACUACGAGCAGCGGGAACGCUUCCUGCUCCUCUGCGUCCAUGGGGACGGGCACGCUGAGAGCCUGGUGCAGUGGGAGAUGGAGGUGUGCAAGCUGCCCAGACUCUCCCUCAACGGGGUCCGCUUCAAGCGGAUAUCAGGGACCUCUAUCGCUUUCAAAAAUAUUGCUUCCAAAAUUGCCAACGAGCUCAAGCUGUAACCCAGUCACUACGGUGUCAGUUAAGUAGCAGUUUCAAGUGUUUUCCUGAACACUGAGGGAUAUUCACAACAAUUUCUAGGCAAUAACGUCCACAUCUUCUAAAUAAUGGUAUUAAAGUUUGAGAACGGGCACACGCCUGGGAGCGAGAGCUGGCCUUCUUUCUAUCCACGCACUACAUUAAAGACGGGUCACACAGCCCUCCGUCUGUCCUCACCCCCCUGGUCUGGUCUCCAGCACAGCACCCCGUCCAUGGGUGAGUGUAAACAGUGCGUGUGGGGAGAGCCUGGGGUGGAGCGGGUUCACGUCUCUCUGCAGGAGAUCAUUUGGUGCUAAAACAUUAAAUUUGCCGAGGAGGAAAAUACUGAAUUACUACUGCGCAUUAACCUUACGCCUUGUUGAUGAUUAAUACAGGUUUACACUUCACGACUGUGGUUUUGUGUUUGUUGUUCCGUGGGGUUUUUUUAGUGCAAAAGGUUUAACUUUAUAGUUGUGAACAUUGCUUGUGUGUGUUUUUUCUAAGUAGAUUCCAAGAUAAUUAAAAAUUCACUUUUUCUCAGUAAAA